Hansenula anomala is the source of this 1986-nucleotide messenger RNA. Its product is annotated as pseudouridine-5'-phosphate glycosidase family protein. The transcript has a single exon. The record is from RefSeq and is a predicted model, not a curated record. Lineage: Eukaryota; Fungi; Ascomycota; Saccharomycetes; Phaffomycetales; Wickerhamomycetaceae. Gene Ontology annotation, molecular function: pseudouridylate synthase activity. The annotation marks the transcript as partial.
UUUUCUUCUUUGAAAUUGUCUGAAGAAUUGAAGUGGGCUCUUCAAGAGAAAAAGCCCAUCGUUUCUCUUGAAUCUACAAUCAUUACCCAUGGUUUACCUUAUCCACAAAACCUUCAAAUGGCUAAAAGAGUGGAACAAGAGAUAAGAACUCACGGAGCCAUCCCAGCAACUACUGCAUUUAUAAAUGGUGUUCCUAAAGUGGGAUUGACUGAUUUUGAAUUGGAAAUGCUGGCUAAUUCGUCAAAUGCAACCAAAGUUUCAAGAAGAGAUAUACCAUACGUUAUGAGUCAAAGGUUGAAUGGAGGUACCACAAUUAGUGGUACAAUGAUCCUAUCAAAUAGAGCAGGUAUAAAAGUUUUUGCAACUGGUGGUCUUGGAGGUGUCCAUAGAGAUGGUGAAAAUACAAUGGAUAUCAGUGCAGAUCUUGAUGAAUUAGGUAAAACUCCAGUAGCUGUUGUUUGUGCAGGACCAAAGUCAAUAUUGGAUAUCGAAAGAACAAUGGAAUAUUUGGAGACAAAGGGUGUAUUUGUUGGGACAUAUGGACCAGAGGGGACAAACGUUCCUGGGUUUUACACUAGAGAUUCUGGGGUUGCAUCUGUUUAUAAUUUUCAAGAUUUCCAAAUGGCUGCUAAUAUAAUAAAACAAGGAGAAUCCUUACAACUAAAUUCAGGAUUAUUAUUUUGCAUACCACCUCCAAAAGAAAUUGCAAUGGAUGGUGAAUUUAUUAAUAAGAUUAUAGAUCAAGCUAAUUAUGAUGCAGUUAAAUUGGGAAUAAAAGGUAAAAAAAUUACACCAUUCAUGUUAAGCAGAAUUGCAGAAGCUACCAAGGGUGAAAGUGUUAAAACAAACAUCGAAUUUGUUUUGAACAAUGCUAGAGCCGCAACUAAUAUUGCUAUUGAGUACUCAAAAUUAAAUGGGGGAAAUGUUGACAGUCUAAAUCCAUAUGAAACAAAACCUUCGACGACAGCACAAUCAAUGGUAAUUGGUUCAGUUGCAUUGGAUACUUCAUGCUUAUCAAACUCUGAGUCAAUUAUGCUGAAUGAUUCGAACCCAUCCACAAUAAAAUCUUCAAUCGGUGGUGUCGGUUUUAAUGUUGCAAUGGAGUCCAUAAAAUCUGGUAAUGAUAGUUUAAAAUUUGUAUCAAGUGUUGGUGAUGAUGCUCAAGGAGACAAAAUUCUGAAAAGUAUUGAUAUGAAUCAUGCAAUUGAGGUUCAACAUAAUAGUUCAACAUCUCAAUAUAUUUCCUUUCAUGAUGGUAAAGGUGAUCUAGUUGUCGCGGCUGCAGAUAUGGGUAUUAUCGAAACCAUCAGUAAUGAUCAUAUUGAAAAGCAAUUGAAAGAUACAAAACCAGUAGUUUUAUUAAUGGAUGCAAAUAUUUCAUCAUCAUCUAUGCAAAAAAUUAUGAAUCUCAGUCAAGACCACAGUUUUAAAGUUAUCUUUGAACCAACAUCUUCUCCAAAGGCAAAGAGAUUGAGUGAAGUUGAAUUGAAACCAUUUCCAGAGUGUUCAAUCCUAUUGAGCACACCAACGUUUGCUGAGCUGAGGUCAAUAUAUGAUUCUUUUGAGGAAUCAGGUAAAUUUGAACUUGACAAUUGGUUUCCUAUAAUAGAUGCAUUAGGUGUUGAUAAAACAUUAAAGCACAAAGUGGAGUCUGCGUCUAUGAGAAAUCCAUUUUAUAAAAGUAUCAUCAAGGAUGGAAUUUUACAAACAGGGGUCAGCUUAUUACCUUUUAUAAAACAUUUGGUUAUUAAAGAUGGUGCAAAUGGAGUUUUCCAUCUUUCAAUUCAUGAGGAUAUUCAGCAAAUAACCCCAAAUCCAGCUGCCGAUUUGUCACUUUCCAGUAAGGGCCAAAACAAUUUGGGUGUUCUUUUGGAGCAUUAUAGUGUUCCAUCGGUGCUUGAUAAUUUGAGUAAUGUGACUGGUGCUGGUGAUGCUCUUGCCGGAUCCUUAUUGUCUGCGCUGUCGGUGAAUUCAGAUGUUCUUUCA